UCCAGUCGUCCUGUUUGCUUGGAUGCGUAGAAUUGGGUUUGAACACAAACCCUUCAACCUCAAAAUUCCAAACCUUUUUUUAUUUCUUUUCUUCUCAACCAAUCCAACACAUUUUCCCCAUUUCCUCUCCGGUCUCCACCCCCAGAUCCGUUGUGUCUUUUUUUUUUCAGACAGCCGAAGGCAUAAAAAACCAAAGUCAAUAAUCAGACGACAGGCAACAGACAACAGACAACGGACAACCUCAUUCCAACCCAUCUCCUUCCUGGUUGGCCAACACCAUCGUCACAUUUCACAGAGAGAGAGAGAGAGAGAGGUAUAUUGGUGAAUGGACGAGGUGAUCACUGUAGCGGACGCGACCCGAACGACGUCGUCAGCGACAGCAACACCAACGUCCUUGCUACCUUCGAACCUGCCUCUCCUCUCGGCCCUCCUCGCCUGCGCUCUCGCCCAGUUUCUCAAGCUCUUCACCACCUGGUAUAAAGAAAAGAGAUGGGAUUCUAAAAGGAUGCUUGAUUCUGGUGGAAUGCCUUCAUCGCAUUCCGCAACUGUGACGGCUCUAGCAGUGGCUAUAGGCCUACUGGAAGGAACGGGAGGACCGGCUUUUGCCAUUGCAGUGGUCUUGGCAUGUGUUGUGAUGUAUGAUGCCUCAGGGGUCAGACUUCACGCCGGUCGCCAAGCUGAAUUGCUGAAUCAAAUUGUGUGUGAGCUUCCUACAGAACAUCCUUUAUCCAACAUAAGACCACUACGUGAUUCACUUGGGCAUACUCCACUUCAGGUUGUUGCUGGGGCUGUGUUGGGAUGCAUAGUAGCGUAUCUGAUGAGAAACUCUAAGUAGUAUAUCAGAUGACCAAUAAUGUUUCUUCCGUGUCACAUUGGAUACGUGUAAACUACAUACUUGUAAUGUGGAUACUCUUAUAAUGCAACUACCAUUCUUGGGCUCCUAUUCAGCUA
Alnus glutinosa is the source of this 951-nucleotide messenger RNA. RefSeq lists its product as uncharacterized. Bases 326 to 835 code for a protein of 169 amino acids. The record is from RefSeq and is a predicted model, not a curated record. The transcript has 5 exons. NCBI's taxonomy places the organism in Eukaryota, Viridiplantae, Streptophyta, Magnoliopsida, Fagales, Betulaceae.